This is a messenger RNA of Pterocles gutturalis (yellow-throated sandgrouse), 1705 nucleotides long. RefSeq names its product diacylglycerol kinase, theta 110kDa (gene DGKQ). The record is from RefSeq and is a predicted model, not a curated record. Gene Ontology annotation, biological process: diacylglycerol metabolic process; lipid phosphorylation; intracellular signal transduction. The annotation marks the transcript as partial. Gene Ontology annotation, molecular function: ATP-dependent diacylglycerol kinase activity. The transcript has 13 exons. Lineage: Eukaryota; Metazoa; Chordata; Aves; Pterocliformes; Pteroclidae.
ACGGAGUGCCUCCAGAAUUUCAAAUUGGUGGAAGUUCUUAUGGGCAGUAAGCAAGUUCAGCGCAUGGUGUUGGACAAUCAGGAACUGAUUCUUAACAGACUGAAGGACAUAAGAAAGACUUCAAUACGUCAGAUGAAUCAAACAAGAUUUUACAUUGUGCAAAACAGUAAAUCCAUUGUACGAGUAAAUUUAUUUGUUGGUGGCCUUCCACCUCAGCUUUCACCUGAAGAAUACACAAAUAUUCUCAAGGAUGAAUUAGCUAUCAAAACAAAUGUGGUAUCUGUGAGUCAUGUUUAUCAAGCACAAGGUGCUGUUGUACUCGAAAUUUCGUGCUUUUCUGAAGCUGAAAGAAUAUAUAUGCUAGUUAAAGAUACAACUGUCAAUGACAAGCCUCUGAAUGCCGUGGUGAUUCCUGAAGUUAUGGCUUCCAAGAUACCACAGAACUGCUGUCCACUUCUUGUAUUUGUGAAUCCAAAAAGUGGUGGUUUAAAAGGACGGGAUCUGCUGUACAGUUUUAGAAAGCUGCUAAACCCACAUCAGGUCUUUGAACUUACAAAUGGUGGCCCACUGCCUGGGUUUCACACAUUCUCUAAAGUCCCCUCUUUCCGAGUGCUGGUGUGCGGAGGGGACGGCACUGUCGGCUGGGUCCUUGGUGCACUGGAGGAGAUCAGGCACAAGCUUGUGUGCUCAGAGCCCUCAGUUGCUAUCUUACCUUUAGGAACAGGUAAUGACUUAGGGAGGGUCUUGCGCUGGGGAGCUGGCUACAGUGGGGAGGACCCCUACUCGAUUCUGGUUUCCGUGGAUGAGGCAGACGACGUUCUUAUGGAUCGCUGGACUAUUCUUCUGGAUGCAGAAGAGCCAGCUGAAAGCGCAGAGAAUGGCAUUGCAGAACCUGAGCCUCCAAAGAUUGUACAGAUGAACAAUUACUGUGGUCUUGGCAUUGAUGCAGAGUUGAGCUUGGACUUUCAUCAUGCUAGAGAAGAGGAACCAGGGAAAUUUAAUAGCAGGCUUCACAACAAAGGAGUUUAUGUGAAAGUUGGGCUGCAGAAGAUAAGUCAUACCAGAAAUCUUCACAAAGACAUAAAGCUUCAAGUGGACCAGCACGAGGUGGAGUUACCAAGUAUAGAAGGACUCAUUUUUAUUAAUAUACCCAGCUGGGGCUCUGGAGCUGAUCUCUGGGGGUCCGAGAGUGAUAACCGCUUUGAGAAACCACGCAUCGAUGAUGGCCUGCUGGAAGUUGUUGGUGUGACUGGUGUCGUUCACAUGGGUCAAGUCCAAGGCGGUUUUCGAUCAGGAAUCCGUAUAGCCCAAGGCUCAUAUUUUCGUGUAACACUCCUAAAGCCAAUUCCAGUUCAAGUUGAUGGAGAGCCGUGGAUUCAGGCCCCUGGCCAGAUUAUUAUUUCUGCUGCAGGACCAAAGGUCCGUAUGUUGAAAAAAUCCAAGCAGAAGCAGAAAAAAACUGGAAGCCUGAGAGAGAUGAGAGUCGAUAGCAUGUCAGCCUCUGAAGGAGGACGCUAAGUGGAGACCCGUACUCAGAAGUGAUGCAGCACACCUACUGUAGAUAUCAAGAUGGUUCAGUAAAACCAAGUGCAAACAGCUGGUUAAGAGGGUUGCUUAUGAGCGUGCCUUUCAUUACAUUUUGAUAGUACCAGGUUCUCCUUUGUCUUUCAAAGAUAGUGCCUCAUUGUUACAAAUAACUCUUAUG